Molecule: messenger RNA, 1573 nt
Organism: Lentinula edodes (shiitake mushroom)
Lineage: Eukaryota; Fungi; Basidiomycota; Agaricomycetes; Agaricales; Omphalotaceae
Product: glycosyl hydrolase family 61-domain-containing protein
Exons: 3
Coding region: 151-1149 (332 amino acids)
Source: RefSeq, a predicted model, not a curated record
AAGCGCCUAUCUAAUCACCCCUUGAACAUGUUCUUUCCGGAAGCACUAAAACUUAAAGCUUUUGUCUCGCCAGAACCACGAGGCUUACUUGGCUCACAAAGCUGAGGCAUUCUUAGGUCCUCUUAGUUGUGCUUCUCACUAAGCUAGGCCAUGAAGUACUUUCUAUCCAUCCUCAUCUUAAUCUCUUUUACGUUUACGUUUGUUUCUGCCCACGGAUACCUCGCGCAAUUGAUCAUAAACGGCAAGGCUUAUUCAGGAAACGUCCCCGGCGCCCAGGCAACCCCAAGUGUCAUUCGCCAGGUUUCAGAUAUAAGCCCAGUCAAGGGCGCGAGCAAUCCGGAUUUGAAUUGUGGGUUGAGCGCGCAAUUCGCUGCAGAUGUAGCAGAUGCAAAUCCUGGAGAUGCGUUAGCAUUUGAUUGGCGUGGAGGGGAUAAUCAGAAUUGGCCACAUAACACAGGUCCCAUGUUAACAUACAUGACAUCCUGCGGCAGCUCCUCCUGCACAACAUACAAUUCCUCUUCAUCCAAAUGGUUUAAAAUUCAACAAGUUGCGCGGGUCAGCUCCGGUGGUCCCUGGGCACAAGCAGCAGUCAUGGAAGGUUUUCCCGCCAAUGUCACUCUUCCCUCGACACUUGCACCCGGGAACUAUCUCAUACGCCAUGAGAUUCUGGGGUUGCAAGGAGCUGUUUCCGUUGGAGGUGCAGAGUUUUAUCCGGCGUGUUCGCAGAUCAAGGUCGGCGGAAGUCAAACGGGAGGACCGACUGAGGAUGAACUAGUGUUGUUGCCUGGCGCGUAUAGUGAUACGGAUCCUGGAAUAUAUGAUCCUAACGUCUACGACCCUUCGGCAUCAUAUACAUUUCCCGGGCCUCCAAUUGCAGCGUUCGCGGGAGGAGAUGCAUCAGGGACCUCAGUAUCUGGAGAUGCCUCUGGGUCAGCUUCCGCAAGUACGCCGACUGCUACUUCUGGUAGCUCAGGCUCUUCUGGCAGCUCUUCAUCGUUGAAUCCGCAAAGCGUAUGCAAGUUACAAAGGCGGACGACAUCACUCGUGUCAGACGCGGGUUCUUUCACAGUUGUCAAAACUCCUAAACGAAGACAUUCCAUCUUGACUGGCCUGUUCCAUGACUUGGCUCUGGUUUACAGAGGGUCUUGAGAAUUAAUGAAAUAUCCGGCGAGGGUAUUCCCUGGUGUUUCUCGGGGCUUGUCUCUUUGUCUGCUUCGUGCUCGUAUGACUUUUCAUUCCGGAUGAUUUCUGAACUGUUAUUUAAAGCAAACAUAGUGUAUGUAUAUACGAUGGCAUGUGCUAAUGUCGUCUUUAUUCUAAGUCCUUAUCUAUCCCCUUUAUCUACCUCGUAUGGUCUGAUAUAUAGUUGGGCAAUGGGUGCAUGAUUUGUCGAUCAGGUUAAGGUGAAGGCUUUCAUUUCGGUUUAAGGUGGAUAGGAAGAAAAAUAAGGAUAGCAAGAAAAAUAAUUAGGUGGUGAACUUUAGGGUUUUGCUUCUAGUAGUGGGUUGAGGCAACUCACUGCCACAACCCAUCGAAUUUCGGAAACAAUAUGUUGGCCAUUAUUAAUCUUCGG